Messenger RNA from Aspergillus niger, 1320 nucleotides. RefSeq lists its product as uncharacterized. NCBI's taxonomy places the organism in Eukaryota, Fungi, Ascomycota, Eurotiomycetes, Eurotiales, Aspergillaceae. Bases 1 to 1320 code for a protein of 439 amino acids. Gene Ontology annotation, molecular function: RNA binding. The record is from RefSeq and is a predicted model, not a curated record. The transcript is spliced from 5 exons. Gene Ontology annotation, cellular component: spliceosomal complex. Gene Ontology annotation, biological process: regulation of mRNA splicing, via spliceosome; mRNA processing.
AUGGCGACGAGUGUGGAUGCCAAACUGCUGAAGCAGACCAAAUUCCCUCCGGAAUUCAGCCGGAAGGUGGAUAUGACCAAGGUCAACAUCGAGGUGAUGAAGAAGUGCGUUGCAAAAGCCCCAGCUAAGUUUCUUAUCGCGAGAUGGAUUGCUGGGAAGAUCUCCGAGAUUCUGGGAAAUGAAGAUGACGUCGUUAUUGAGCUCUGCUUUAACCUUUUGGAAGGGUCGCGGUUUCCCGAUAUCAAGUCCCUGCAGAUUCAGCUCACCGGAUUCCUGGAUAAAGAUACUGGCAAGUUUUGCAAAGAGCUGUGGUCGCUAUGCUUGAGUGCCCAGGAAAACCCCCAGGGCGUGCCCAAGGAGUUGCUGGAGGCGAAGAAACUGGAGCUUAUCCAAGAGAAGAUCGAAGCGGAAAGAGCCGCCGAGGAAGCCCGCAAACAGAAGGAACAGGAGCGCGCACGAGAACGAGAACUUGAAGACCUUCGACGCAGAGAACGGUCUGAGCGCACAAGGGGAGGAAGAAGAGGCGGUGGUCGCGGUGGUCGAGACUUUGAUAGGCGUCGGUCGCCUCCGCGACAACGCAGCCGUGACCGUUUUCGAGGUCCGCCUGGCAGACGAGAGUUCGAUUCCUACGUGCCCUCAGGCUCUCGUCGAGGCCGUCGGCCAUCCCGUUCGCCCAGCCGCUCUCGUUCUCGCUCCGUGUCUUCCUCGCGCUCACCCCCACCACGUCGGCGCCAUCCUGGCAACGACCGGAACCGACGACGUCGGUCGAUUAGCGGCUCUGUCUCCCCGGGACCGCGGGAUCGACGCAAGAGGAGAGGUUCUUCAGCAUCGAGGUCCCGUUCGAGGUCGCAAGGGUCGGAUGGUAGCGGCACCAGACGCAGAGGAUCAUCGCCUCACUCUUCACGAGAUGAUAAGAAAGAAUCCACCGCUGAUAUUGCAAAGGCCCGCAAGUCCCGUGACGACCGCCGUUUGAGUCGCAGCAGAGAUCGCAAUGACACCCGCAGACGCCGGUACUCGUCCCAGAGUGUUAGCCGCAGCCGCAGUCGAGGUCGCUCCCGCAGCGCCAGCCAGGACUCCCGCAGUCGGAGUCGCAGCCGCAGCCACAGCCGCAUGAGAGAUAGGAAGCGGCGUCGGUCCAUUGAGAGAUAUGCCCCAGUUGCGCGGAGACGGCGCAACACGUCCUCCGUAUCCGUCCCCAGUGAUAAACGAAAGAGGAUGGCUGAUGAAGACGAGGAUGCCGCCAAACGAUCACCACCGCAGGCUGAGAAGCCGAGCUCGAGCGACCAAGAGAUGAAGGAUGCCACUGAGGUGGGUGAAUGA